Thermothielavioides terrestris NRRL 8126 is the source of this 981-nucleotide messenger RNA. RefSeq lists its product as uncharacterized. Gene Ontology annotation, cellular component: cytoplasm. Bases 1 to 981 code for a protein of 326 amino acids. The record is from RefSeq and is a predicted model, not a curated record. The transcript is spliced from 3 exons. NCBI's taxonomy places the organism in Eukaryota, Fungi, Ascomycota, Sordariomycetes, Sordariales, Chaetomiaceae.
AUGCCUAAGAUCAACGGACAGGAUGUGGGCGCGACCGGCUACGGUCUCAUGGGCUUCACCUGGCGCCCCGACCCGAUACCGCAUGAUCAAGCCUUCGAGGCCAUGCGGACGGCGCUGAAGCACGGGAUGAACUUCUGGAACGGCGGCGAGUUCUACGGCACGCCCGAGUGCAACUCGAUGACCCUCCUGGACGCGUACUUCGCCAAAUACCCCGAAGAUGCCGACAAGGUGGUCCUCAGCAUCAAGGGGGGCAUGAACCUCAAAAACCACAAACCAGACGGCUCGCCCGAGGGGGUGCGCCGGUCCAUCGACGCCGUGCUCAAGCAGCUCAACGGCCGCAAGAAGCUCGACAUCUUCGAGUACGCCCGUCGCGACCCCAAUGUGCCCAUGGAAGUGACCUUCCGCACCAUGCAAGAGUACAUCGACAAGGGCCUGCUCGGCGGCAUUUCCCUCAGCGAGGUCGCCGCAUCGACCAUCCACGAGGCUGUCAAGCACGCCAAGAUUGUCGCCGUCGAGGUUGAGCUGAGCAUCUUCAGUCCGGACGUGCUAACCAACGGCGUUGCCGCGGCCUGCGCGCAGUACGGCAUCCCGCUGAUCGCCUAUUCGCCCAUAGGGCGCGGGAUCCUAGGCGGCAAGCUGCAAUCGCAGUCCGACAUCCCGCCCUUCCUGCAGCAGUUCCCGCGGUUCCACCCGGAGAACUUCCCCCACAACCUCGAGCUCUUUCGGCUCGUCAACGCGCUCGCGCAGAAGAAGGGCUGCACGCCGGCGCAGCUGGCCAUCUCGUGGACGCGCUGCCUGUCGCGGCGGCCCGGCAUGCCGACCAUCAUCCCAAUCCCGGGCUCGACGCGGGCGGAGCGCGUCGCGGAGAACGCCGUCGAGGUCGACCUGACGGACGCCGAGAUGGACGAGAUCGAUAAGAUCCUGGCCAAGUUCGAGGUCAAGGGCGAGCGGUACCCCGCGAGCAUUCCUACGAACACGUAA